Messenger RNA from Lactuca virosa, 1163 nucleotides. The record is from the annotation of a GenBank genome assembly. Lineage: Eukaryota; Viridiplantae; Streptophyta; Magnoliopsida; Asterales; Asteraceae.
CUCGCAUGGUUUUCGCUUUCUUUCCAUCUGGGUCGUCUUCUAUACUAUAAACCCUGCCCCCAAGAAACCCUAACUGCAGAACCCACAAGCGAACAUGGCGGCGGCAAAGGGCCAGAACGAUCUGACGAUGAAGGAGCUUGACAUACAGAUGAUGUUGUCUGCUGAAGUUCAUCUCGGUACCAAGAACUGUGAUUUCCAGAUGGAACGAUACGUUUUUAAGCGCCGCAACGACGGUAUAUACAUCAUUAAUCUUGGGAAAACAUGGGAAAAGCUUCAAAUGGCAGCGAGGGUUAUCGUUGGAAUAGAAAAUCCCCAGGAUAUCAUUGUACAAUCUGCUAGACCAUAUGGUCAAAGGGCAGUGUUGAAGUUUGCCCAAUACACUGGGGCACAUGCCAUUGCUGGACGCCAUACUCCUGGUACCUUCACCAAUCAGCUCCAGACCUCCUUCAGUGAACCCCGUCUUCUAAUCCUUACUGAUCCACGCACUGAUCACCAGCCCAUCAAGGAGGCAGCACUUGGAAACAUACCAACAAUAGCCUUUUGUGAUACUGAUUCUCCAAUGAGAUAUGUGGAUAUUGGUAUCCCUGCUAACAACAAAGGAAAGCAUAGCAUUGGGUGUCUCUUCUGGCUUCUAGCAAGAAUGGUUCUUCAAAUGCGUGGGGUUAUCAACCAGGGGCAUAAAUGGGAUGUCAUGGUGGAUUUGUUUUUCUACAGGGAACCAGAGGAGGCAAAGGAAAAGGAAGAUGAUGAAGUAGCUUUAACCACUGACUACCCAGACUAUGGUGGUGGUGCUGGUGGUGCACUUGGCGGUUUUGGUGAUCAAUGGUCUGCUCAAAUCCCUGAUGCUCAAUGGGCUCCCGACAUGCCACCACCCAUUGCCGCUGCCCCUGUAGCUGGAAACGGGUGGACUGCUGAUGCUCCGGUUGCUGGUGGUGAGGGAUGGGAAUCUGUGGCGGCACCCGUAGUAGCUCCGGUUGAAAGUGUUGCUGCAUCUGGCUGGGAAUGAAAUUUGUCUCGUUUUGAAAUUCAUAUUUUAGGUUAUGGUAUUUGUUGAGGAACUUUUGAUGAAAUAGGUUAAUCAUCUUCUGGAUUUUGGUUUAUCCAUCUUCUUUUUAUUAUUUAAACUGAAAAACUAAGUUAUUUGAUUUAAUUUUUCAGUUGCU